AUGACGUCGUACUUGGUCUUCUUCGUUUGCAUCAUCAGAUCUUCGAUGGCCGCUUCCGAUGCAAGCGAUCAAACAGAUGCGGUUGCUGGUCACACACAAAAGGGAGUAGAGUUUUUGGAAAGGAUUGGGGCAUUUGCGAAGGAAAGAGCACUGAUAGAGGAAGAGUAUGCUGCAAAAUUGAGGACUCUAGCGAAAAAAUCACUUGGUAGAAAAAAAGAAGAUGAAGAAGCAGCGAAAAAUUUUACAUACGUCAAAUCAUUUGUUAAUCUGCUUCGAGAAUUGGAAUUACUUGCUGGACAACAUGAGGUGGUUGCUGAAAGGAUUCGCAAAGAAGUAGUUCCGUUUGUUGCAACCAGGGCUGGGGUACAUCGUGCUCAAAGGAAACAGUGUCUCUCAGAUCUCCAGGCAAUUCAUGCAAACCUGGCUGGCGCCAUGGAACACUUAUGUAAAGCACAGAAGCACUACGGAAAGUCGUUCAAAGAAGCUGAGGCUGCAUUUCUGAAGUACGCUAAAGCUGACAAGAACAUGGAGAUUUCUCGUUUGGAUCUGGAUAAAGCGAAGAACAAUGCUCAGAUGCGGAGCCAAAUAAGUGAGGAAGCCAAGCAGGCUUACGCUCAUGCUCUACAAGGUGCAAAUAAUGCUCAAAAUGCUCACUAUUCACAGCUCCUUCCUGACGCGUUAGCUCGAAUGAAGGUUGACCGAAAUGGUUCGACCGAAAUGAUCUCGGUGAUUAUCACCAGAAGACUUCAACGUCUUCAGGAUUUACAAGGAUGUGCAGCUGUCAAACUCAGCAAUUUCGCUUAUGUUGAGGAAACCUAUUUGCAAGCUUUCAUGGAUCAAACAGCGCAAAACCGACGACCAGGACGACCUCGAAUUUAUAUUAAUGACGCUGAACGCCAAAGGAGUCACCGCCUUAGAGAGACUUCACAGCAGCGCAGUAUCCGUUGGCAAGCAAACGCAGAGCAACAACGACGGAGGCGACAGAACGAAAACGAGGAGCAACGUUUGGUCAGACGCUCAGCUAAUGCAGCGCUUCAGGAAAAUAGACGCCAAAGCGAAGACGUUGAAGAGCGUUUUGCUCGGCAGAUGGCAAAUGCAGACCGCCAGCAAAGAAGACGCCAAAGUGAGAACGAUGGCCAGCGGUCUGCAAGACUACUGGAGAACUCACAACGCCAGCAAAGGAGACGCCAAAGUGAGAACGAUGAACAGCGGUUUGCAAGACUACUGGAGGACUCACAACGCCACCAGAGGCUACGACAAAAUGAGAACGAUGAGCAGCGAUCUGCCAGACUGCUGUCAAAUGCUCAACGUGAACAAAGGCGGCGCGAAAAUGAGAGUUCUGAGCAACGUUCAGCAAGACGCCCUGCAAACGCUGAGCGCCAACGAUUGCAACGACAGAAUGAACCAGAAGAACAGCGCGCUGAACGCUUACGCAACGACUCCGAAAGACAUAUUCGCCGUAAUGCCGCUCCUGAAAUGACAGGUUUAGCACUGCGUUCUCGCAUCACGGAUGUGAACUACCUUGGAGCACUAGAAAAUCGCUGUUCAAAUUGUGGAGCUUUGCACUUCGCCUUUGAAGUGAAGCGACAGCAUCCGUACAUUUUUUCUGAUUGCUGUGACCGAGGGCGAUUCAACUUGAAUCUGUUUGAGGAGUUUCCAGAGCAAUUAAAACAGCUCUUUGUGCGAGAUAGAGCGGCUCCCACAGAGAUGACGCACCGUCAGCGCAACUUUUUUGAAAAUAUAAGAGCAUUCAACUCUGCUCUCGCGAUGGCUUCGAUGGGGGCUCAAGUUGACACAAUUUCUGGAAGGGGGCCAUAUUGUUACCGAAUUCACGGGCAAAUCUAUCACCGACUGGGUGCGCUUCAUCCUCACCAAGGGGAGCAACGUCAAUUCGGUCAAAUAUAUAUUCUAGACACUGAAAUGGCUGCCCAACAGCGCCUUGGGAAUAUGCGGAAUUCGGACUGCGACCCUAACCUCAUGCUGUUUUUGAGUGAAUGGUUUGCGCGUAACAAUGUCUACGCUCAAUCGUUUAAAAUGAUGAGCGAAGUGGAGCAAAUGGAAAUAGCGGCAGCCCAGCGAGAAAAUCGGCAAACCAUACCAAUUCGCAUGGUAUUCGAUGACAGCAGAGAGCGGGGUUUUGCAAGAGGAGAGUACGCUAUUCCUACUGCAAACGAAGUAGCAGUCGUAUACGUGGGUGAAGAAAACGACGUUCCUGCAAGAAGGAGUCUUGCGGUCCAUGUUCGACAGGCUGCAGGAUCAAAGUUGAUGAACAUCAGUGACAUAGAUAAACGAUGCGAUCUUCUCACGUAUCCACUGCUCCAUUAA
Molecule: messenger RNA, 2325 nt
Organism: Necator americanus (New World hookworm)
Lineage: Eukaryota; Metazoa; Nematoda; Chromadorea; Rhabditida; Ancylostomatidae
Exons: 8
Coding region: 1-2325 (774 amino acids)
Source: RefSeq, a predicted model, not a curated record